Messenger RNA from Laetiporus sulphureus 93-53, 1051 nucleotides. RefSeq lists its product as uncharacterized. The record is from RefSeq and is a predicted model, not a curated record. Lineage: Eukaryota; Fungi; Basidiomycota; Agaricomycetes; Polyporales; Laetiporaceae. The transcript has 4 exons. The coding region runs from base 211 to 720 and encodes 169 amino acids.
CUGCAACCCAAGAUAUUUCAUCCAUCAUGCUCUAUUACGCCCGUCAGUGUUUGCUGCAAUUCAUUGCUUAUCCUGAGAACGUACGCUGGAGGAGUGCAGGCUUAUGCACAGACUCGUCGCCUGCCAUCCGACUCUAAUGUCGGAGCGCACCCUGUGAAUCACGCACCGCUGCCACCGGGCUGAUGGUUAGGACGUCACGACCCACAAGUCAUGGCUUACCCGAAUGGAAGCCGGCUGCCGGAGUCGACCGAGUUCAGACUGCAGACGUUCGUUGGGAUCAAACGAGCUAUCCUAGUUAUCAAACCUGAGUGGGAUGACGAAACGCUUCUGAGGGAACUCAAGAAAACGUAUCGCAAGAGGCGCGGUUGGCUCAGUUGGUGUUGUAUCAGGACCAUUGUAAAGGUGUGGGCACAGGAUGACAUUGUCUAUCCGGAGCAUGUGAACCAAAGCGCGACGAGCGAGCGUUGCUUUCAGCGAAUGCAAUAUUACCUCGAUCACCCGGACGGAUCGAAAGGUCGCCAUGAGUUUAUAUUAGCUCUUACCAUGGACGAGCGCCACGGCAUCGAGUACGUCGAGCGGUAUAAAGCCGCAUGGUUUUAUUGUGCGGCUUUCGGGGUCAUCAUCGUUUUCUCUCUCAUAUCCUCCGUGAUAUACACUGUUGUCAAAGAUGACGUGGUUGGCGGAUUUACAAUUGGCGUAUAUGUCUUUUGGCGCUUCUGACCGUGGUAUCAAUCUGCAUGCCUGCGUUCAAAUAGACGGUUCACUGAAUUCACGCAUAUAUCCUUAUUCGUAAACAUAACAAAGUAUACCCCCAUUGUACUCCACAAGCAGUCUUCCAUUGUUGUUGUACACAGCUCACUCACAUAAGUAGCGGUCGAACUCCUACAUUAUCGCAUUAUUUACCUUUACAGUAGCUGGCUACCCCAGCCUUAAUGUUCUCACAUACCACCACGAAGCCGUGCUCGCAUACUCAUUGCACUAUCCAUACCCUCAUACAUAACACAUACCCGCUAUAGCCAUUCUCCAGAUAUAACCAUCACUGAUAGCUCAG